AUGAACAGUCCGCUUUCCAGAGAUGUGCAGGUGAGGAGCAUGGAGCAGACAGUGAGAGUGGCAGAGAAGAACAUGGGGGAGCUCUGCUCCCUCCUGGCCUCCUACACCAGGAAGACGGCCAAGCUCAGAGACAAGGCGGACCAGUUGGUGGCCCAGCUCUUCCACUUCUCCAGCACGGAGGAUCCUGAGCUUCAGAUCGGCCUCAAAAUCCUCGCCGAAGAUCUGGCCAUGGUUCAGGAUUAUAGACAGGCUCAGGUAGAGAGGCUGGAGACCAGAGUUGUUGAUCCUCUAAAAGUCUAUGGAGAGGUAAUCAAGAACAAAAGGACUGAUCUAAAGAAAUUCAGCACUGACCUGAACAGAGAGCAGAAGGAGUUACAGAAAGUUGAUAAAAUCCGAAGGAGGAACCCUGCUGAUCGACAAAGCAUUUCCCAGGCGGAGGUCAUUGCACAGAAGGCUUCCACAAACGUCCAGAACAGCAUUAGACAACUGGAGGAGACCAUCACAGAGUUCCAGAAACAAAAACUAGAGGGCAUCAAAAGAAUUUUCACAGACUUUGUCACAGUGGAGAUGCUUUUCCACGCUAAAGCACUGGAAGUCUUCUCACACACAUACAGCAACCUAGAGGCAAUAAACACUCAGAAGGAUUUAGAGUUUUUCACCUCCCGAACGAGGAUGUCUGACUCUCAAGAUGGCCCCCAGGACAGUGUUUUUGGCACCAACUCCCCUCAUUUCAGAAACCAUUACCCCGCAUCUCCUCAGACCCCCUUAAAAACACCAGGCCUAAAUUCAACGAAAGCCUCUGCAGCAGGUCAGAGCCGACGUAAAGAGGAAGAGAAAAGGUCUAUCAGCAAUUUGCAUCAUCAGAGAGGCGUGGAGGAUGAGCUGGAACAGGAGGAAUAUGAUGAAGAGGAGACAGACGCAGAGGAACAGGAGGAGUCUGAGUCAGACAUGGAGAACAGUGGGAACUCCAAACGGCAGUCUUAUGCCUCUCAAUAUGUCCAGAUGCACACAUGA
Messenger RNA from Menidia menidia (Atlantic silverside), 1014 nucleotides. NCBI's taxonomy places the organism in Eukaryota, Metazoa, Chordata, Actinopteri, Atheriniformes, Atherinopsidae. The record is from the annotation of a GenBank genome assembly.